Molecule: messenger RNA, 1137 nt
Organism: Malaya genurostris
Lineage: Eukaryota; Metazoa; Arthropoda; Insecta; Diptera; Culicidae
Product: pancreatic triacylglycerol lipase-like
Exons: 2
Coding region: 16-1029 (337 amino acids)
Biological process (GO): lipid metabolic process
Molecular function (GO): triacylglycerol lipase activity
Source: RefSeq, a predicted model, not a curated record
CGAUCUUUGUUCAAAAUGAAGUUUACAACAGCAAUUAUCGCUUUGCUUGGUCUUGUGACUGCUGGCUAUUCAUUACCCGUGGGAUCCAAGCCAUGGGCACUGAUUCCCGAUGGAGCGGGUCGAAUUCAUAUGGUCAACAUUAAUCCGGUCAAUAUACCCUCUGGAGAAGAUGAGUUCGAACCACAUUUUGAUGCGGAGACGGACGUUAUAUUCCGGCUAUUUACUAGACGUAAUCCAGUCAACUCGCAAACUAUUGUAUGGUCGGAUCCUUCCUCGCUUACUAGCUCUAACUUUGACUCGAGUAACCCUACUCGUUUCCUUAUUCACGGUUGGGUUGAAGGCGAGGAUGCAAGAACCCACUGGGUGAUCAAAGAUCAUUUCCUGCGAGUAGGCGAUUUCAACGUAAUUGCCGUCGACUGGGGUGCAGGUGCAGAGACCAUCAAUUACAUUGCUGCUCGCAACCGUGUUGCUAGUGUUGGAGCGGUUACAUCUCGUAUGAUCGAUAUGAUUCGUGAUACAACUGGACAAUCGCGUGAUGUUAUAAACGUAAUUGGAUUCAGUCUGGGGGCUCAUGCAGCCGGAAAUGCUGGUAAAGCACAAGACGGACAGUUGAAUACGGUAAUUGGGCUGGAUCCCGCCGGUCCACUAUUUUCAUCUGGUCAAGCGGACAUCUUAACGGCUAAUGACGCCAUCUACACGGAAGCUGUCUACACCAACGCCAACAACCUUGCAUUCAAUGCUCCUCUAGCCGAUGCUAACUUCUAUCCAAACGGAGGAAGUUCUCAACCGGGAUGUAUCACCUCGACUUGCUCUCAUAUGCGAGUCAAUGAUAUUUAUGCCGAAUCGAUUUCCUCUACCACACACUUUGUCGCGAUGCGCUGUGCCGACUUUGAAGAAAUUCAAAAUAACCGUUGCACCUCUAAUGGACCGUAUGCCAACAUGGGAGGCGAACCAUCGAACCAGGGACGGGGAGUUAGCGGAAUUUAUCAUUUCAUGACGAACUCAGCCUCCCCGUACGCAAGAGGCUGAUAGUACAAUAGCAAUAAAAUGAAAUCUUAUCAACUUGAUUGAACUGAAACUUAAGACUACAAUAGCUUACCAGGAGAGCAAUAAAGAUAAAUCUAUGAUUUGCCAAAA